AUGUCGCGGCAAGUGCUGCUGCUUGCAGCGGUGCUGCUCGGCCUCAGCUGCUGUUGGCUGGGCCCUGUGGGGCCCGCCGUGGCCAGCCUUGAGGCCAAGGCGUCUGACACGCUGGCCUCGCUGCAAACUGGUGUCGCGGGGGUGUUGGCCUUUGUUUUCGCUGCCGUGAUGAGCCUGAUGGUGCGUUUCAUCCCGGGCCUGGCUGUGGUUCUGCUGGGAUACACGGGCUACCGCCUCUAUGCGGCCAAUGCCCUCUACAACAAGCGCACCCUCGCUGGCCUAGCCGUGGCCGCUGGACUCACCUUUGGGCUCAUCUUUUUGGGCGCCCGCUUGCGGGCUGCAGCCGAUGGCGCCGGCGCCACAGGGAGCCUGGACGCCUCUGGGAACGUGGUGCGCAGCGGGGAACUGGUACUCCUCCGGAACGGUGAGGUGGUGACGCGCGCGGACCCUCGGCAGGGGCCGGAGGCUGCUGCAGGCCCGGGCUGGCAGGAGGCGCUGGCGGCAGCCAUCCAAACGGCGCUGGUCUCCGGCCAGGAGCAGGUGGUGCUCGAGUUCUCGCGGCCCGGUUGCACCUACUGUGCAAAGAUGCUGCCGGUUCUGCAGGCGGUGGUGCGGGGCCGUGCGGCGGCCACUGGCGCGCUGGCGCCGGGCCUCGCCUUUGCAGCGCCCCGGAACUUGGCGCUGGCGCCGCUGCGAGUCUUCCUGCUGGACGCGGAGGAGUUCCCUCAGCUGGCGCAAGGAUUUCAGGUGCAGGCCUUCCCCACCCUGUGGGUCUUCGGACAGCCCAAGGUGGACCCCAUUGUGGCGAAGGGGUUUCUGGAACAAGCACAGCUGGAGGAGAUUUUGCAGAUGGAAGCGAUGAAGAAGCCUCCGCCUGAGCCAAAGAAGGGCCUGGCGCGACUCUUCCGGUGA
This is a messenger RNA of Effrenium voratum, 912 nucleotides long. Lineage: Eukaryota; Dinophyceae; Suessiales; Symbiodiniaceae. The record is from the annotation of a GenBank genome assembly.